AGGCGGCGGAGCGCCGAGUCGCUCGAUGAGCGGGGGCGCUGCAGCAGCAUCGCGGAGCGGUGCCGUGUCUGCGCCCUCCGUUUUCCCCCUCCCGGCCUCCUUCCUCUGCUUCCCGCUCCCUCCCCCGCCCGCCCAGCGCAGCCAGCGGGGACUGCCGCCGGGAGCUCCUUCCGAGCCGCAGGUGGUGAAUACUUAUUCUGUUGAAAAAUAGAAGAGUAUUUGUGUGCGGAAAGUAUGCCUCCCAAGUUCAAGCGCCACCUAAAUGAUGAUGAUGUCACUGGGUCUGUGAAAAGUGAGAGGAGAAAUCUUUUGGAAGAUGAUUCAGAUGAAGAGGAAGACUUUUUUCUACGAGGACCAUCUGGACCAAGAUUUGGACCUAGAAAUGAUAAAAUUAAGCAUGUUCAGAAUCAGGUGGAUGAAGUUAUUGAUGUAAUGCAAGAGAAUAUUACAAAGGUAAUUGAAAGAGGAGAGAGACUGGAUGAACUACAGGACAAAUCAGAAAGCUUAUCGGAUAAUGCAACUGCCUUCAGCAACAGAUCCAAGCAGCUUCGAAGGCAAAUGUGGUGGCGUGGAUGCAAAAUAAAAGCCAUUAUGGCUUUGGCAGCAGCUAUCCUUUUGCUAAUGAUUAUCACUCAGAUCAUCCUGCACUUGAAAAAAUGAAGUUUUACCACCAUCAAAACUAUCAUUAUUUAACAACAGUGAAGAUCAACAGAAAAAUUCAAGUAGCUUUGCUAAUGUUAGUUGAUGCCCAGUGAAGUCAGGUCACCUCUUCCAUGCCUGAAGCGUGCCCCUGUGGUUUGUCCGUAGCCGAAGCCUCUUCCCUUGCAGCAGUUCCAUCACAGCCCAGUGGUGCCUGUGCUCUUUUGAUUCUUUUGUCCUAACGAAACUCACUGGAAAUUGUCCCAAAAUUUUAUAAACUGGGAAAUUUAUAGAUUAAAGAAAGGUCCAGCAUUGGUGAUGGAGCAUUGCUUAAAAUGGAGAAGAAUCACACACAGCAGGCGCAGAGUGCCUGAGACAGUGCUGUAGACUGUCACUGUAGCUCGUUCCUGGGUUCUGCAUUAGAAAGGAAUGUUUGAGAGCAGAAAUCGACACCUUUCUUUUGUGUAUAGCAUGUGGGUACCCUGUAAAUGCAUACACACACAGAGCGUGAGGAUCAGACAAGUGAAAAGAACUUGACGUCCCUCCUUGCCGCUUACACCUGUUAUGUGUCCUGUCAGCACCGUAGCCCAAAUAGACUUAUCUUGUAUAUACUUUAUGGUUAGAAAAUAUGCAAGAUGUUUUUUCAGUGUUGAAAACAAAUGUCAUUAGAUGUUCUUAGUUGUAUUGAGUCAGUGUUUCUAAGUUAGAGACUGUAGUAUUAAUCAGAUUUUGUGUUUUCACAUAGGAAUGUUACUGGAAUCAGUUUUACUUUUCUGAGAGUGGUAGUAAGAACUUGAGUCAAUAAACACAUUUUUUUGGGAGAAGGCAGUUGCCAAAACUGUAAAGACAGCUCAGAAGGAGCAGAAAGGGGCCAUCUUAGUCCGUACAAAUGCCACCCGUUACCCUCCCUUAAACUGACAGAGCCUAAGCCUAUUUUGUGUGUGUGUGUGUGUGAGUAUGUGUGUGUGUGUGUAUGUGAGUAUGUGUGUCUUUUUUUUGGGGGGGGGGUGUUUUGUUCCGUUUUGAGACAGGGUCUCACUGUGUAACCCCAGCCUGGCCUGAAACUCAGCCACUGGCCUCUGCUUCCCGAGUGCAGGGAUUAAAGGUAUGUGCCACCACACCCUGCAGCCUUUUUCUUUUUGAUCAAAGAAAAAAUUGCUGGGCGCAAGUGAUCAUUCCAAUUUAGCCUCUGAAGUAGACUGCACGUGGGCACUACCAUGUGCAGAUGGGCCUUCUUUUGAAGUCUGAUGUUAGUCUUACUUGGAUAUUUAUUUUAAUAUGUCAAGUAGAAUAAGAGGUGGGAACAUAACUUUUAUUCUGGCUCUUGUUUUAUUUUACAAAGCUACUUAGAACAAGUGAGUAGGGACAGGGAGAAAAAUGUUUCUAAUCCAGUUGGGCUAAGUGUAAGCUUAAGCUUCUAAAGCAAGGACCACACCCUGUUAUGACUCUCAGCACUGCAGCACCCACCACUGGGCUACCGGCCCCUGACGGCAGCCAGACGAAGGUGUGUCACAGUGCUCCAAAGUCACACCAUGCCGGCGGCCUGUGACUGAGGGCUGGUUUCCAGUGUGCACUGAAUGAUUGAUCUAGGGGAACCAACAGAUAAAAGUGUUCCUAUUAUAAUUGAGUACAGAAAAUUGUGGUUUUACAGUGUUGCAUUCCAUUCUUUUCGCUUGAAAAGAGAUUAUGAAAUAAAAAUCACAUUUUGAAGCUGUAAAUUGCAAAUGUCUAAGGAUUUAGUAAAAUGUUAGAGAUCAAUCUAUAAGAAAAUUCAAGCAUUGUUUUUAUGUCUUAGGUGUCGUUAUUUUAUUGUCAUUAUUUUACAUCCCAUCAUCCCUAAUUUAGCCAUUUCGGCAAGUGCCUUUGACACUUAAGAGGUAUUAUUGGAAAUGAGCAAAUGUAGAUUCCAUGCCCCUUUCCCUGCUUCUCAGUUCCUCACGAAUUUAUGUUUUACAGUGCUCCAAAGCUCAGUCCUUUGUGUUUAUAUGGGAUUGUAUUGUAGCUUCUCCAUAGUAAAACAGCAAAAUAAACCAUUUUGCAGAAAAUGAAAAGUAA
Molecule: messenger RNA, 2694 nt
Organism: Meriones unguiculatus (Mongolian gerbil)
Lineage: Eukaryota; Metazoa; Chordata; Mammalia; Rodentia; Muridae
Gene: Vamp4
Product: vesicle associated membrane protein 4
Exons: 8
Coding region: 235-660 (141 amino acids)
Biological process (GO): vesicle-mediated transport; Golgi ribbon formation
Cellular component (GO): membrane
Source: RefSeq, a predicted model, not a curated record